AUGGACGGUGUUUAUGCCGCCCGGGCAGUUCAUACAGCACGGAAGAGCGCGGAUGCGGAUGGAGAUUCUCGCCCGGUGAUGCCAAGCCGCGAUCAUGCGAUCGUCGCCAACCCUACUAAAAGGCCGGUCGGCGCCAGCACAUCCGCGGUCUGUACCUGUCCAUGGACUCCAUGGCAUGCACCGCUCUCCUCGCUUGUAGCACCGACUUUUAGUGCAACCGCCUGCAUCACAACGUCACGCUACACUGGCAUGCGCCUGAGUCGACGAUCAGCCCACCAGAACCUGGAGAUAAAGUCAUGGGCCAGUUGGGUACAUUCAAGCUGGGCCACUGUUCAACAGGGCUGGACAGCUUUCCAUCCAUCUUUAGGCACGGCACUGUCUCCUACAUCCACUGCAACUACUCUCUGCUCAUGUAGUUGGAACUAA
Messenger RNA from Aspergillus vadensis CBS 113365, 426 nucleotides. RefSeq lists its product as uncharacterized. Lineage: Eukaryota; Fungi; Ascomycota; Eurotiomycetes; Eurotiales; Aspergillaceae. The transcript has 2 exons. Bases 1 to 426 code for a protein of 141 amino acids. The record is from RefSeq and is a predicted model, not a curated record.